Molecule: messenger RNA, 1410 nt
Organism: Parnassius apollo (apollo)
Lineage: Eukaryota; Metazoa; Arthropoda; Insecta; Lepidoptera; Papilionidae
Source: the annotation of a GenBank genome assembly
UUGGAUCAACGCUACGACACUGCCGUUGGCGCUUCGCAUCAACGCUGUGACACUGCCGUCGGGGUUUCGGAUCAUUGCCCUGUCCGCCAAUGUUUAUCCUCUGCGUCGUGGCUGCCGGACAACGCCGCGACCCUGCCGUCGAAGCUGCUGUACCACACCGCAACCCUACCAUCGGGGCUUGUCGACCAACGCCGCGAUCCUGCCGUCAGUGCUUCGCAUCAACGCUGCGACACUGCCGUCGGGGCUUGCGAUCAACACCGCGACCCUGCCGUCGGGGCUGGCGGUCAAAGCCGCGACCUUGCCGUCGAGGCCGGCGAUCAACGCCGCGAACCUGUCGUCGGGGCUGGCGAUCAACGCCGCGACCCAGCCGUCUGGGCUGGCGAUCAACGCCGCGACCCUGUCAUCGGGGCUGGCAAUCAACGCCGCCACCCAGCCGUUGGGGCUAGCGAUCAACGCCGCGACCCUGCCGUCGGGGCUGGCGAUCAACGCCGCGACCCUGCCGUCGGGGCUGGCGAUCAACGCUGCGACCCUGCCGUCGGGGCUGGAAAUCAACGCUACGACCCAGCCGUCGGGGCUGGCGAUCAACGCCGCGACCCUGCCGUCGGGGCUGACGAUCAACGCCGCGACCCUGCCGUCGGGGCUGACGAUCAAUGGUGCAACCCUGCCAUUGGGGCUGGCGAUCGACGCCGCGACCCUGCCGUCGGGCUGCCAGCUCAACGCCGCGACCCUGCCGUCGGACUGCAAGCCAACGCCGUGACCCUGCCGUCGGGCUGCCAGCCAACGCCGCGACCCUGCCGUCGGGCUGCUAGCCAACGCUGCGACCCUGCCGUCGGGCUGCCAGCCAACGCCGUGUGCCGGUGGGCUGCCAGCCAAUGCCGCGACACUGCCGGCGGGCUGCCAGCCAACGUCGCGACACUGCCGUCGGGCUGCCAGUUAACGCCACGACACUGCCGUCGGGAUUGCCGGCCAAUGCCGCGAAACUGCCAUCGGGGCUGCUGGACAACGCCGCGCCAUUGCCGUCGGGACUGCCGGCCUAUUCCACGAAACAGCCAUUGGGGCUGCCGGACAACGCCGCGACUCUGCCGUCGGGCUGCCAGCCAACGCCGCGACCUUGUCGUCGGGGUGCCAGCCAACGCCGCGACCCUGUCGUCGGGCUGCCAGCAAACGCCGCGACCCUGCCGUCGGGCAGCCAGCCAACGCCGCGACCCUGCCGUCGGGCAGCCAGCCAACGCCGCGACCCCGCCGGCGGAGGGCAGCCAACGUCGCGACACUGCCGUCGGGUCUGGCGGUCAACGUCACGACACCGCCGUCGGGUCUGGCGGUCAACGCUGCGACACUGCCGUCGAGGCUGGUGGUCAUCUCCGCGAAACUGCCGUCGGGCUGCUGGCCAACGACGGGGCUGCCAGCUAA